AUGGCGACGGCGGUGGCUGGGGCGGCGCUGGUCGUGGCCAAAGAGCUGGUCCUGGUCGGGAUCCAGCUCUCCGGGGUGCCGAAGCAGAUCGGCCGCUGCAUCGAGCUCACGCGGGCGUGCCACAACUCGCUGCGGGAGCUCGCCAGGCUCCGGGAGGAGCACCGCGCGGCCCUGACCCCGGACAAGCUGCGACGGAUCGACGACACCAUCGUCAUGGGCACCAAGGCCUUCGACGAGGUCUGCACCAUCGUCGGGCGGUUCGGCCCUCAGGCCUUCAGCGGCGUCGGCCUGUUUAGCCGCCUGCGGUGGCAGUACAAGGACUCGCACGAGUUUGAGGAAAUGAGGCACAUCAUCGAGAGGAACAACAUCGACAUCAACGAGGCCAUCACCCGCAUCAUCCUCAUCGCCGAGCUCCAGCCCGUCACCAGGAUGGCCAUGGACUACUUGGGGCAGAGGGAGCAGCAGUCUAUCGAGUUUACGAGGGAAAAUGAGCCUGUUAACACGUACGGAAAGACUUGA
Messenger RNA from Gaeumannomyces tritici R3-111a-1, 519 nucleotides. RefSeq lists its product as hypothetical. Bases 1 to 519 code for a protein of 172 amino acids. The transcript has 2 exons. NCBI's taxonomy places the organism in Eukaryota, Fungi, Ascomycota, Sordariomycetes, Magnaporthales, Magnaporthaceae. The record is from RefSeq and is a predicted model, not a curated record.